CAAAGACACAAUCAGGGAGAAGAGACCAACAAAGACUAACAGAAACAACGCAGAUUUGAUUUUGAAUAUGCUUUGCCCCAGCAUGAUGCAGUCUUCCCUCAACCCAAUGAGCCCAAUGGGCCCCUUCAUGGACUUCCACUGGCCCGUCCGCAGCCUCUGGCCAGAGACCCGGCCUCUCUUCUUCCAGAUGGAGCAGGAAAUGAUGCGAAACAUGCAGGAGAUGAGGCACAAUAUGGAAUAUAUGCAACGACUCCACCAAAAGAUUUUCGAAGACAUUGAUGGCCCGUUAUCUUUAACUGACUUCAAGCCCAUCGCUUUCCAGAUGGGUAAAGAAAACAACCGCUUUGCCCUGACACUGGACACUAAAGACUUUCCCCCAGCGGAUCUGUCUGUCAAGCAGGUGGGCAGGAAGCUGAGAGUCAGUGGGAAGACGGAGAAGAAGCAGGAUGACGGGAAAGGCUCCUUCUCUUACAGAUGCCAGGAGUUUAAACAGGAGUUUGAUUUGCCUGAAGGGGUGAAUCCUGAGACAGUCACCUGCUCUUUGAAUGAUGGACAGCUACAGAUCCAGGCUCCAAAAGUGGCUGCUGUGACGGAAAGCAAUGAGAGAGUGGUUCCUAUCACUUGUUCAUCAGCAGUAACAUCACCUGGGGCUGCCACUGAGAGCACUGCUGUCGAGGCAGAGCCCAAGAAGGACUGAUUACGAUGACUCUAUCAUGAUAUGGCUAUAACCAUUCAUUUUAUGUUUGGAAAAUUUAAAAAAAACUCCCAUGAAUACCAUCAUUUCUGUACUAUCUCAAUGAAAUAACUAUUUUGUCAAAUUUGAUGAAUUCAACAUCAAUAAUUAUCAAUGGCAUGGAAUGUAAGCCAAUAUUUUAGCAUGUUCAAUAAAGUUUUUUAUUUUUUA
Salvelinus namaycush (lake trout) is the source of this 904-nucleotide messenger RNA. Its product is annotated as heat shock protein beta-11-like. The transcript has a single exon. The coding region runs from base 68 to 697 and encodes 209 amino acids. The record is from RefSeq and is a predicted model, not a curated record. Gene Ontology annotation, molecular function: protein folding chaperone. NCBI's taxonomy places the organism in Eukaryota, Metazoa, Chordata, Actinopteri, Salmoniformes, Salmonidae. Gene Ontology annotation, biological process: protein refolding; response to heat.